Messenger RNA from Uranotaenia lowii, 2896 nucleotides. RefSeq names its product methylthioribose-1-phosphate isomerase. Bases 413 to 1459 code for a protein of 348 amino acids. The record is from RefSeq and is a predicted model, not a curated record. Lineage: Eukaryota; Metazoa; Arthropoda; Insecta; Diptera; Culicidae. Gene Ontology annotation, molecular function: S-methyl-5-thioribose-1-phosphate isomerase activity. The transcript is spliced from 8 exons.
CGCAACCCUAUCACAGAGACCAGUUAUUGGAAUUUUUUUUCUUUGCUGUGCCUCUAAAGUGACGGCUAAGACCGCAAGGUCUACGUUGCCGAUUAUUGGAUUUUAACAGGCUCAAGUUACUUUGAGUUGAUAAAACUUGAUAAAUUAUGGAAACAUCAGAAAAAUUAUUCGUGAAAAAAAUGUGAACCCAACUGUUCUGAAACCUAACCAUUCUCUUUUAAUAUACGCUAAUCGGUUAUCUCUCCUUCCCUUCGUCAUCAUGCAUGUAUGUACCAUUCAUAGAAAUACAUAUUUACUGUGCUCUGCCGGCUGUCUGGAUGAAGUCUUAGAUUCUAGAAUCUUUUCUGCAUGCUAUGUGCUUUUUUCCUGAGAGUGUAAGAAGUUAAGAACUUAAAAAUAUAACCACGCUGAAAUGAGUCUCAGAGCGAUCAACUACAAGGAUGGGAAGCUGGAGAUUUUGGAUCAGCUUUUACUGCCAACACAGUCUAAAUAUAUUAAGAUCAACGGAGUGGAAGAUGGAUGGAAAGCUAUUAAUAAAAUGCAGGUCCGCGGAGCUCCUGCCAUAGCAAUUGUCGGUUGCCUUUCAUUAGCUGUCGAAAUUUUCAAUGAAAGUUUUAGCACCAAAAAGGAUUUCAAACAAGAGGUCGAAGGCAAGCUGAACUAUUUGAUAUCAGCGCGACCAACUGCCGUAAACAUGAAACUAGCGGCCGAUGAGUUGAUCGAACUUACCAACAACUUGUCGGACGAUGAAAAUAUCACGGUUGAGGAAUUGAAAAAACGAUUUUUAGAUACAACAGAAAGCAUGCUUGAAAAGGAUAUUUUCGAUAAUAUGGCUAUAGGCCAGCAUGGAGCGUAUGAAAUCCUAUCACGUGCAAACGAGGGUGCUGGCAUAAAGGUACUGACACAUUGUAAUACGGGAUCACUUGCAACAGCAGGAUAUGGAACGGCGCUUGGUGUUAUUCGUAAAUUACAUGACAUGAAACGCUUAGAUCAUGCCUAUUGUACCGAAACUCGACCCUACAACCAAGGAGCUAGGCUAACGGCAUAUGAGUUCGUUCACGACAAGAUUCCAGCGACUUUGAUUCUGGAUAACAUGGUAGCAUCGCUAUUUAAAUCUCGGCAGAUUGCAGCCGUAGUUGUAGGGGCCGAUCGAGUAGCGGCCAAUGGAGAUACUGCUAAUAAAAUCGGAACUUAUCAAAUCGCUCUGGUCGCGAAGCAUCAUGGAGUGCCAUUUUACAUCGCGGCUCCAUUCACCUCAAUAGAUUUUUCUAUACCAUCUGGCGAUUUUAUUAAGAUCGAGGAAAGACCUGAUAGGGAAAUGACUCAUGUUGGUGACUAUCGCAUAGCCGCACCUGGAAUAUCAUGUUGGAAUCCAGCAUUUGAUAUCACACCAUCGGACCUCAUAACCGGUAUUAUAACUGAGAAAGGAGUUUUUGCGCCGAGUAAAUUAAAACAAUAAUUUGGCUUAAAUUUUUACAAGCUUAUUCACAAACAGCAUAAUAUCAUAUUAAUAAAAGCAUAUCGCGAAGAGACUGCUCGAGCUAUUUGGACGUUCCUGACUUGAUGCGCAAACUUGUAACAAUCUGGUUCUGUAAACUUAUAUUGAACAAAAGAAAAGUGCCACACAUUGAAAGAAUUUGUUAAUUUUUCUGUUAUUCUUUUGUUUGUUUUUUGUUAAGUGUUUUUUUAUUUCACGAAAGUCAAUUUGUGAAAAGUAUCAGAUAUUUUUUGUUUUACUUAUGCUCAAAAAUCUUUAUCAUUUUAACAAAAAUCAAUAAGUUGUACCACAGAGAACAGACGUACAAGCUCGAACAAAAAAUCUUCAAAAAAGUGUGUAAAAUUUCAAAUGCAGACAUCCAAAAAAUAUGUUGAAAAUUGACUUUAAACAGUGGCACCUAUUGCGCCGUUCAAAAGUUACAAAUCAAAUUCUCAAGUGUACAGUUUUCGAAAAGGCGUAAUCGUAUAUAUGAACUAAUAAUUAAACUAAUGCCGCUGGAGUGGCUGUGGCCAAGGUUACCACGACAUCGAGCAUAUCGUUUGGUCAUGUGAGGUCCAUCUAGCCGCCAGAGCGGAUUUAUUGGACUCCCUUCGGGCCCGAGGGAAACCACCCUACACCCCAGUAAGAGAUGUAUUAGCUGCGAUAGACCUUGAUUACAUGUUUGAAAUCUACCUCUUCUUAAAAGCUAUAAACCUCCGUCUCUAACCAAUCCUUUACUAUUUUCUCUAUAUCUAUUCUAGUUUUUAACAAUGAAUUGUAAAUACAAAAAAAAACUGACUUUGGCUCCUUAAAACCUUCGGUAUGAGCCGUUUCAAAUAAACGAAUUAUAAAAAAAAAAAAAUGCCGCUGGAAAUUUUACACAAGUUUCGUGGGCUAGCUUGUACGUCUGUUCUCUGUGGUUGUACUUAAAACAAAACUAACUAAAUCUUCUGCACCUUUUAAAAAUUUGAAUUUCAAAUUAUAACUAGCCUAAUAACUCUUUUGCAUAAAAAUAUGAAAUUUUUAAAUGGUCAAACAUCAACAACAUAUCUUUGAAUUCGGAAUCGGUUUUGAAAAGGGUCAAAAUGCGCCAUGUGCAAACAAAUCCAGUUUCUUGCAUAAUAUUUAAAUAAGGUAGUGCCGAGAGCCAUGUUGGAUUAACGUCAUGUGACGUCACAAAAACGAUUGUAUCAAAAAAUUAUAUGAGAAUGGCAGAAAUAAAAAAAACAUGUUUUAACACGAAAAUGAAUUCCAUUUUCAAUUUGAUUGUGUUGUAGGGCCUCUAUUUCACUAUUUAAUGAAGUUUUUUGGUCGUUUGAAGAUUGCAUUAUGUUUUUUUUUUCUUAUUUUAUGAAUGAACCCUUGAAGCUUAAAUGGAAAAAAUCAGUUUUUCAAAGGUCUAGCUAGCUGGUAGAACGA